This is a messenger RNA of Beauveria bassiana ARSEF 2860, 3468 nucleotides long. Its product is annotated as calcium-translocating P-type ATPase. Gene Ontology annotation, biological process: intracellular calcium ion homeostasis; calcium ion transmembrane transport. NCBI's taxonomy places the organism in Eukaryota, Fungi, Ascomycota, Sordariomycetes, Hypocreales, Cordycipitaceae. The record is from RefSeq and is a predicted model, not a curated record. Gene Ontology annotation, molecular function: ATP binding; ATP hydrolysis activity; P-type calcium transporter activity. Gene Ontology annotation, cellular component: membrane; intracellular membrane-bounded organelle. The coding region runs from base 1 to 3468 and encodes 1155 amino acids. The transcript has 4 exons.
AUGGCGAGCAGCACCUUGUCGCCCGACACCAUCGAGGUGACCCCCCGCAACCGGUCCCUCAGCAUCACAGACACCUUGACCUCGUCCACCCUUUGCGACCCGUUCCUCACGCCCAGCACGCUGAGCUGCGCCUCGAUCGUGCUCGAAGACCCUGAGCUCGCACUUCGUCCUGAUCCUGGCAGCGAGGCCGACUUUGAGGUUGCCGGCAACCCGUUUGCCUUUUCGCCGGGUCAGCUCAACAAGCUCUUGAACCCAAAGUCACUUUCCGCGUUCCAGGCCCUCGGUGGGUUAGACGGCAUCGCGCGCGGCCUCCGCACCGACAUCAAGGCUGGGCUCGGCCUCGACGAGACGGGCAUCGUGGAACCAAUUUCCUUUCACGACGCUGUCGGCAAAACCAAGUCGGGGCUUGCUGCACCUUCGACUUUGACACCGUCGCCUUCUUCUACAACCGAAGCUUUUGGCGAUCGCAUUCGCGUCUUCAAGCGCAAUGUGCUGCCUGCCAAGAAGGCGCCGCCCCUGUGGAAGCUCAUGUGGAAUGCGUAUAACGACAAGGUCCUCAUUCUCCUGACUAUCGCUGCAGUUAUUUCACUGGCGCUUGGCUUAUACGAGACACUUGGUGUUGACCACCCAGACGGCGCCCCCGCGCCUGUGGACUGGGUUGAAGGCGUGGCUAUUUGUGUGGCCAUCAUCAUUGUCACUGUCGUGGGCUCGCUGAACGACUGGCAAAAGGAAAAGGCCUUUGUCAAGCUCAACGCACGCAAGGAUGACAGAGAAAUCAAGGUGAUUCGGUCCGGAAAAUCCUUCAUGAUCAAUGUCCACGAUAUUCUCGUCGGAGACGUCCUGCAUCUGGAGCCCGGCGACCUGGUUCCGGUCGAUGGCAUCUUUAUCGAGGGCCACGAUGUCAAGUGCGACGAGUCCUCUGCCACUGGCGAGUCGGACGCCCUGAAGAAGACGGCAGGCGCCGAAGUAUUCCGCGCCAUUGAGUCUGGACGGCCGAAAAAGGACCUUGAUCCCUUUACCAUCUCUGGUGCCAAGGUUCUCGAGGGCAUGGGAACAUUUGUAUGCACAUCUGUCGGCGUCAACAGCAGCUUUGGCAAGAUUAUGAUGUCCGUCCGCACCGAGACCGAAGCUACACCUCUGCAGAAGAAGCUUGAGAAGCUAGCCAUGGCCAUUGCCAAGCUAGGUAGUGCCGCCGCCGCUUUUCUAUUUGUCAUUCUCCUCAUUCGCUUCCUUGCCGACCUCCCCGGCGACACGCGCGAUCCUACCACAAAGGCCUCUGCAUUCAUGGACAUUCUCAUUGUCGCCGUCACCAUCAUUGUAGUUGCCGUUCCUGAAGGAUUGCCUCUUGCCGUCACGUUGGCCCUGGCCUUUGCCACUACGAGAUUGCUGCGCGAGAACAACCUGGUGCGUGUGCUGCGUGCGUGCGAGACGAUGGGCAAUGCGACGACAAUUUGCUCGGACAAGACUGGCACCUUGACGACGAACAAGAUGACAGUCGUUGCUGGUACCUUUGGCUCGACCAGCUUUGCCAAAGCCACCGAGUCCGAAAACGAGCAGACCCUAAGCCAAUGGGCCUCUGCGCUGCCACAAGCCGCCAAGGACAUGAUUGUGCAAUCCGUCGCCAUCAACUCGACCGCGUUCGAGAGCGAGGAAGAUGGCAAGGCCGUCUUCAUCGGCUCCAAGACGGAGACGGCGCUCCUUCAGCUGGCCAAGGACCACCUCGGCCUGCAAUCGCUGCGCGAGGCGCGCGCCAACGAGCAUGUCGUGCAGAUGAUGCCGUUUGACUCGAGCAAGAAGUGCAUGGCCGCCGUCAUUCAGACCGGCACCGGCUACCGUCUCCUCGUCAAGGGCGCGUCCGAGAUUCUGCUCAAGUGCUGCUCCUCCGAGAUGACGGAGCCGCAAGCCGCGCGCUGCGAGCCGCUCACCAAGCCACGGGCCCGUGCUCUCCGCACCGUCAUUGACAGGUAUGCCAGCAUGUCGCUGCGGACCAUUGGCCUCGUCUACCGCGACUUUGCCGCGUGGCCGCCCUCGCAGGCCGACAUGGUCGACGGCGAGGUGCAGUUUGCGUCGCUGUUGCGGGACCUUGUCUUUAUGGGCGUCAUUGGCAUACAGGACCCCGUGCGUCCGGGCGUGCCGGAAGCGGUGCGAAAAGCGCAGCACGCCGGCGUCGUUGUCCGCAUGGUAACGGGCGACAACGUCAUGACGGCGCGUGCCAUUGCGACAGAGUGCGGUAUAUGCACUGAGGGCGGCGUCGUCAUGGAGGGCCCCAAGUUCCGCAAGCUUUCCGAGGACGCCAUGAACGAGGUGCUGCCGCGGCUGCAGGUGCUGGCGCGCUCGUCACCAGAGGACAAGCGCGUGCUGGUGGCGAGACUCAAGGCGCUCGGAGAGACGGUAGCCGUGACGGGCGAUGGCACAAACGACGCGCCAGCGCUCAAGGCUGCCGACGUUGGCUUCUCCAUGGGUAUUUCGGGAACCGAGGUUGCCAAGGAGGCGUCUGCGAUUGUGCUCAUGGACGACAACUUUGCGUCCAUCAUCACAGCGCUGAAAUGGGGCCGCGCAGUCAACGACGCCGUGCAAAAGUUUCUGCAGUUUCAGAUUACGGUCAACAUUACCGCUGUUCUGCUGGCCUUUAUCACGGCGCUGUAUAGUUCCGAGAUGAAACCCGUGCUUCGGGCCGUCCAGCUGCUCUGGGUCAACCUCAUCAUGGACACAUUUGCCGCCCUGGCCCUGGCCACAGAUCCGCCUGCGGACAAGAUCCUCAAUAGGCAGCCUCAAGGCAAGAAGGCACCACUGAUUACCGUCAAUAUGUGGAAAAUGAUUAUUGGCCAGGCCAUCUUCCAGCUCGUCGUCACGCUCGUCCUCUACUUUGCCGGGCCGCAGAUCCUCAACUACGACGCGUCCCGGACCGUCGAGCUCGACACCAUCAUCUUCAACACAUUUGUAUGGAUGCAAAUCUUCAACAUGUUUAGCAACCGCCGCCUCGACAACAAGUUCAACGUGCUUGAGGGCCUGCACCGCAAUCACUUCUUCAUCUUCAUCUGCGCGCUCAUGGUCGGUCUGCAAGUCACCAUUGUCUUUUUCGGCUCCCGCGCCUUUGGCAUUGUCAGCGGCGGCCUCGACGCCGAGCAGUGGGCGCUCUGCAUCGUCGUCGCCUUCAUGUGCCUGCCCUGGGCCGUGCUCGUGCGUUUGGUCCCGGAUGCAUGGUUCGCCGCCGCCGCGAGCUUCCUUGGCGGACCUGUGGCGGCGCUGUACCGCACAAUGGGCCGGGGCUUUAGAAGGCUGUUUCGCAAGAACAAGGGCGACGAGAACGUGGUGCCGGUGCGCGACGUUGAGGCGGCGGUCCCCGAGGUUGAGGUCAAGGAGCCUGCUGUUGCGCCUCCUGCGAUUGUCGUCUCCGAGACACCACAGGUCCUGAUUACAGGGCCAGAAAUGGAUGAGAAACGAGAGGAUGAGAAACGACAGGCAUGA